Messenger RNA from Penicillium oxalicum, 129 nucleotides. RefSeq lists its product as uncharacterized. The transcript has 2 exons. The record is from RefSeq and is a predicted model, not a curated record. NCBI's taxonomy places the organism in Eukaryota, Fungi, Ascomycota, Eurotiomycetes, Eurotiales, Aspergillaceae. The coding region runs from base 1 to 129 and encodes 42 amino acids.
AUGUUUGCUAGUGUUACGCGGUGCCGACUGGUCACUUCUCUCAAUCGUACCGUUGCUUCGCAAAGCCUUACUGCGGGUUGGAUCCUGUCGAGUGUCUUGCAAGACGUGCCAGAGGUGCGCGCCAAGUAG